GCGUAACUGUAAGCACGCACACACACGCACGCACGAGCAGAGCCGAGCGAGCCGCAAGAGCACCCGACGAGCGCAGCGAAAGAGUUUUUGUUUGUUUGUUAACGUUAACAUUAACAUUAACACCGACACACAAAUAUUACUUGCCGAACAGCUGAGCCACAACGUUGUGUUAAGUCCCCUGGCACUUGUUGUUGUGCUGCUAACGAUUAACGGUCAAUGGUUAACACCCGAGUGUUUGUUUUUGUUUUUUCUGUGACUGUGCCCUCCCCCCCACUGCAUUCCCACAAACAAAAGUGUCGAAAUUAGCAGAUCGUCAAAGCAAUUAGUCCCAAGCACUGACAGCCAAUAAGCCAAGGAGAAGGACCGGAAAGUUACCAAUCACAUCCCUUUACCAUGGAAAAGUCCAACCUAACGGAGAAGAAUCGCAUCCAUGUGUACAAUGACACCACAAAACCCAAAAAGCCAAAGAGGCGCGACAAGAGCGAUUUGGGUCCGGAUUUUGUGGCGCCCGAUGGAGGAUGGGGCUGGGUGGUGUGCCUGGCAGCUGGAUUGAAUAAUUUCUUCCUAUUCCCGGCUCUGCAACAGUAUGGUCUCAUCUACCGCGUGCGUAUGCACUCCCUGGGCUUCGAUGCCAAGCAGACCACGACCAUUGUCAAUGUGGUGAUGGCCAUUUCCUCGCUAGUAGGCAUUGUCAACGGAGCCAUGUUCCGGCGUUUCACCUUCCGCCAGGUGGCCCUGACCGGCACCACACUGGCCUUUAUGGGCAUCUUCCUGUCGGCCUUCUGCACCAACUUUUGGCAGUACAUCAUCUGCCUAUCGGCCAUCUAUGGCAUUGGCCUGGGCUUGUCCAUGGCGGCCACCUCGCUGGCCGUGAACACAUACUUCAAAUUACGCCGGCGUCGGGCCACCGGCUUUUCGUGGACAAUCACGGGACUGGGACCGAUCUUCUUUCCCCAGGUAUCCACCUUCCUGCUGGACUACUAUGGCGCCCAGGGCAGCAUAUUGAUUUACGCCGGCAUUGCCAUGAACGCCGUGCUCUGUGCCCUCACCCUGCAGCCGGUGCUGUGGCAUGUAAAGAAGCCCGAGAAGCCCGCCCUUCAGGCGGCACCCGUGGAGGGCGUAGAGUCAGACAAGGAUCAGCCGGAGCAGCUGAUGGAGGCCAAUGGCAACCUGCUGGCACCCGCCAAUGACCCGUGGAAGGAUUACGAGUGCAAGUAUUGUCAGUACCAGAAGCGUGGCAAGCGCGGCAUCUUCUCCUCGCAGUACCUCUUCAAUGUGGACGACCCCGAGCGUCCGGGUUACGAAAUCACCGAGCCUGGAACUCCGAUGUUGGCCCGGGCCAAUGACGGUUGGUUUGGCUCCAAGCUAUCCCUGACCUCGGAGCAUGCCGGCGGAGCUCGCUACCGGACGCGACAGGCACUGAUGCGUCAGGUCUCGUCCAGGAGUCGCGAGAACCUGGAUCGCUUGGAGGCACCGCGAGACCAGGAGCAGCAUCAGGAUCAGAGCUCCGCCGGGGCGCCCCUCUACAAGCCGAACUACUUUAAUCGGGAACGCGAGGACAUGGAUCGGUAUGCCAGCAAAACGAGCGUCUAUUCGCGUCCCGGCCAGGAGGAGCUUCUGCGCUGCACCUGUGCCGAGGACAAGGCGCUGCUGCAGAAGACCGCCGAGGCGCUGCAGCUGGAGCAGAUGAGCGACCACGAUACUGACGUGGUGGCUCAGGAGGAGGAGGAGGCCAAGCGACGCAUGACCUUCUUUCAGAAGGUGAGCAAGUUCUUUGAUUUGGACCUGCUCAGGGACUUCACCUUCGUCAAUCUGGCGGUGGGCAUGAGCAUCAUGAUGUUCGGGGAGAUGAACUUCUCGGUGCUGACGCCGUUCAUCCUGAAUAGCUUCGGAUAUACGGAUAAACAGAUCUCGCUGGUGAUGUCCCUACUGGCCUGCAUGGACAUCUCGGUGCGUUUCCUGGCGCCACUGGCCCUGGAGAAGGUGAAGCUGGACAACCGGGUGCUGUUUGCCUUUGGCAUCCUCUGCAUUGCCGUGGGUCGCGUGGUGGUGUCGUUUACCAGCUCGUACGAGGUCAUGAUUGGGGUGUUUCUGCUAAUUGGCUUUGGCAAGGGCUUCCGGACCAUCUUCUCGCCGCUGAUCAUACCCAGCUAUGUGCCGCUGAAUCGCUUGCCGGCCGCCUCGGGCCUCCAGUUGAUCUUCAAUACUAUGUUCUCCUUUGCCAUGGGUCCCAUUCUGGGCAUCCUGACGGAGGCCUUUGGCUAUGCAGCCACCAUCCACACCAUCAAUGCUCUGACCUGCCUGGCCCUGCUCCUCUGGCUUACGGAGUCCGUGGUGCGUGGCAUUCUGGGUCGACCCUCCAAGGGCCUGGGUCAGUAGAAGUCUUCCCUCUGUGAACUACAACUUGUGUGCAUAGUAUUACUCGAGGAUACUUAGUAAAGAUACCUAAGAACCUAACUCUUAACUAGCUUGUAGGAUAGCCUAACUUAAUGCGCGUCUAAUUGAUACUCUUGAUACUAGAUACUACGGUAUGUGCUUAGUGAUAAAUUUAGAAAUGUAUUUUAGCUAGAAAAAAAACUGUGUGCGUGUCUGUACAUCAAUGGGGGAGUUAUUUUCAGAAAUAAAUAAUUUAAAGUCAGGUUCAAGUCAAAAGUCUGUUAUGGAACGUAAAGCCAGUACUUAAAGAUUAAACUUAAUCUCGAACUGUAUGAAAGUUGCGUAAAACUAACUUGUUUCCUUUUAAAGGCUUGGCUUUUUUCUUGUGAUUAAUAUUUCCUUAAAAUUCAAACUUUAAGAUACUUUUAAGUAUCUCAAAAGUGCCGAUCAAACCCAUGAAAAUUAGUAAUAUUAUUCAAAAACAGAAAUUAAAAGUAAAGACCAGGAGAAAAAUGUGCAGAAAAUGUUAAUUUCGUAAGUUCAUUUUUUUUUUUGUAGAUUAAGAAAAUUAUUUUAAAAGUAAACAUUGAUUUAAGAAAAUAUAUUUAUAUAAAAAAACGCUUAGUUUUUAUAUAUAUAUAUAAAUAUAAUUAUAUACAAAUGUCUAAUAAAGUGUUGUAAUUGCA
Messenger RNA from Drosophila kikkawai, 3062 nucleotides. It is a transcript of the gene out, whose product is annotated as outsiders. Gene Ontology annotation, biological process: transmembrane transport. Gene Ontology annotation, molecular function: monocarboxylic acid transmembrane transporter activity. The record is from RefSeq and is a predicted model, not a curated record. Gene Ontology annotation, cellular component: membrane. NCBI's taxonomy places the organism in Eukaryota, Metazoa, Arthropoda, Insecta, Diptera, Drosophilidae.